CGUGAUCUUACAUCAUGUCUUGUUGAUGUACAAGGCAAAAAAGUAUAUCCAAGUGAUCCAGAGUAUAAUAGCGACAUAAUAGAUGAAAAUUCUCGUAUAAUGUUUAGCCCAUCUGUGAUAAUACAUGCUAACAUAGUGGCAGAUGUUCAAUUUUCUGUGUUUUGUGCAAGUACACUUAAUAUGAGCAUUUCGGGAUAUGGACUAAUUGGAAGAAAAUAUGGACUCGCGUUAGAUAGCAUCAUUUCUAUGGACCUUGUUGAUGCUACCGGACGUCUGAUCACUGUAACUGCCGAUAAGUAUACGGAUUUAUUUUUUGCCCUCCGUGGAGCUGGGUCUAAUAACUAUGGAGUAGUUACUUCUUUUACAUUUCGAAUUUAUCCUGCUCUUCCUAAAGUCACAUCUAUAUCAUUAAAAUAUGAUCUUAACAAGAUUCAAACUCUUUUUGAUGCAACUAAACAACUUGGUCCGACGCUUCCUGAUGAUAUAUCAUUCUCGAUAGUUAUAGAUAACGGUUUUGUAGAAUUUCAAGGUGUUUAUCUAGGAUCACAAUCGAGUGCAACGCAAGUUAUGAGCCAAUUUAUUUCACUUUCACAACCAACUUCGAAUCAAUUUACAGAGGAAAGUUUUUUCGAUAGCGUUGUAAGAUGGGGAUUUCAACAAGAAAGUGGCACAAUAAAUCCAUAUCAUAGUCCCAGUAAAUUUAAAGCAAAGUCUUUCUAUGUAAAAUCUUCUGGACUUUCAGCAGAGGGUGUUCAAUCGCUUGUGAAUUUUAUGAAAGGUCUUCCCACCGCAUGUCCAACAUAUGCAGUAUUUGAUUUAUACGCUGGUGGUGCGGCAGCUAGAAUUGCAGAAAAUGCUACUGCACCAGAUGACUUUAUGAAUACAUGCUUAGAAUGA
Molecule: messenger RNA, 897 nt
Organism: Racocetra fulgida
Lineage: Eukaryota; Fungi; Glomeromycota; Glomeromycetes; Diversisporales; Gigasporaceae
Source: the annotation of a GenBank genome assembly